Messenger RNA from Girardinichthys multiradiatus, 7074 nucleotides. Its product is annotated as myocardin. NCBI's taxonomy places the organism in Eukaryota, Metazoa, Chordata, Actinopteri, Cyprinodontiformes, Goodeidae. The transcript is spliced from 16 exons. The record is from RefSeq and is a predicted model, not a curated record. The coding region runs from base 377 to 2818 and encodes 813 amino acids. Gene Ontology annotation, biological process: smooth muscle cell differentiation.
UGCUUUAGGGGCGGACGGGGCAGAGGGAGAGACGUUUACAGAGAGAGGGGACAGAGAAACUGCAGAUCCUUCUCCUCCUUGCUUCUUCACCUUCAGGACAAAGAACUAAGAAGUAUGGAGACAGGAAGAAAAAAGACAUGAAAAGAACAUGAGACAGUGUCAGAGAAAGUGUCAUUAACCGCACUACGAAGUUCUCUCUCUUCCCUGUGACUCUCACUUCUCUCAAUUUAAUCUUAAAUCCACUCCAAUUUCCCCUGAGAGACUCAAUUCUCCUUCUUCUUCGAGAGACAGAAGGACAGAAGCCAGUUCUACCUGGCAGAGUGACACCAGCAACUUCCUCUUUGUCUUGGCUUCACUUCCUUUGCUCUGCUCGGCCAUGACUCUCCUGGCCUCCGAGAGGUCGCUUCUCAUCCGGAACAAGUUCCGGUCAGUCCUGCAGCUGAGGAUUCAGAACCGAAGGCUGAGUGAAAUCAAUGCGGACCCAGGGUUGAAAUCAGCCUCCACUCAUCAAAAAACCGAGAAAAAACAGAGUGAAGCUCAACAUCAAACUGAGGAAGGUGCCACUCAGACGUUGCCCCCUGGUGGUCUGAGCACUGAAACUGCACAAGAGAGGACUGUAUGUGGGACCCAGAGGCAGAGGAAGGCUCGCCCCUCACAGAACCUCACUGAGAGAAUCCAGCAACCUCCAGCAGCUGCAGAGCAACAGCUUGAGCACACAUUGUCCCUGGAGAUUGGUCCUACCUCGUUCCCUACUGAUGUCUUUGAAGAGGACAUCUCAUCCUCCAUUUCGUCUUUAAACACGGAGCAACAUGGCUCUCUCCAAAUGCCAUCCAUUUCCUCGCUGCCAGGGCUCCCAGUUGACCAACCACUAAGUGACUGCUCAGCUGUGGGCCUGACCCUUAAUAAUAGUCCCAGUCAUGCACAGUCUGGGUUGACGUUGCUUCAGACAACAGCAGGCGUCAGGCAACCUGUGAGCGUGACCCUGGGUGAAUCAAACUGCUUAGCACCAACUGGAAGACCAAAUGGGAUGUUUCUGACCUCUCAGACCACACCCCUGUUGCCAAAGAAAGCUCGGCCACCCAGUCCGAUCUGCUCCUCGGCUUUGCCCAAUCCCCUAAACUUCAAUCACCUUACCCGCCCACGGAAACCACGGGACAUCAAACCCAAGAUGAAGAAACUCAAGUAUCAUCAGUACAUUCCUCCAGACCAGAAGGGAGCAUCUGGGACUGGAGCGGGAGGAGCUAAACAGAGCAUCCCUGCCGCCACCCAGCCUUUAGACCCCGCCUACUCCCAUCUGCUGAAACAGCAGCAGGUCUUCCUCCAGCUUCAAAUUCUCCAGAGUCAGCAGCAACAGCAGCAGCGACUACAGCCUCAACAGCAGGUUACAGUUGUAUCAAGUGGAGAUCAUAAUGAUCUAGUGAAGUCUUGUGGAGUCUCACCACUUGGUCUCCAACCUGUCCUUGCCACAACAAACCAAACUGCGACAGACACAAAUCCUGCAUCCAAACCAGAACUUCUUCCUGCAAAUCUUGUUGAUUUAACGGUGUCAGAGUUAAGGCAGCAGCUGCGUAAGCGGGGCCUCCCUGUCUCUGGAACUAAGCCGGCCUUGUUGCAGCGCCUUCGUCCCUUCCAGCUUCAGCAUGCCUGCCCAACCCCUGCCUCCUUUUGUAAGCUGGACAGCAGCCUUGAGCCCCUAAUUCCCUGUGCCCCUCUACCUCGCUGUCAGAGCCCUGCCUCCAGCCCUGGCUUCGGACUGAACUCGCCCGGCAGCAGCCCAAACCAACAGCUGUACAUCCCAGAUGGCGGAAUUCCUAAUGGGAUUCUCAGUGACAGUCCCAACAGAGAUCCAAAGGGGACUCUUAACGCUGUCCCGAAAGUGUUCACAAAUGCUGCAUCAGUCAGUUUGGCAGGUGAACAGUGCGGUCUCAGCAGCACUGUGUUCUUGGAUCCCGCCAGCACUGCCUCAGGAACUCCAAGUCCCAGUUUGCCCAUGUCGUCCUCCUCACCCCUACAGUGUGGGACUCCCUGGAGAACCGAAAGCGAGCAGCAGAAGCAGCUAGAGCUGAGUGUGAAGCUAGAGAAGAGGGAGAAGAAGAGGAGCAAGCCCAGUGACUGCUAUGUGAAAGCUGGUACUGAGUCGGGGGAGGGACCUCUUCAUCCAUUCCUGCAACAGGAUCCUGGAUACUUAAAAAGAAAGGCUAAACUAAAUGCACAAAAAGAAGUGUUGUUUGCUCAGCCGUGUGAUGUGAUUGGCCAUGACUUUGAGCUGCCACUGCAAAUUACAGCCAGUCCAGUUCAGACCUCACCUAGUGUUCGCAGCUUGGAGGAAGAGCUACAGGAGGCAAUUCAGAAAGCUCAGAUGGACCCUCGAGAGUCCAUUGAUGAUAUUCUAGAUGAGCCUUUUAUUUGUGAUGGCUCUCUUGAGGCCUCUGAUGAUAAAUCUGCUGCACACCGUUCCCCUGCCCCUCAAACAGAACAGCCUCAGCCUUUUCAGCAACAAGAUGACAACUUCCUGCCAUCACCUCUUUGUUCCUCUCUCUUACUUGAGCUUCCUCCAUCUCCUGCUUUAAUAAACCCGACCCAGGUUGUCCCUGCUCCUCCACCGCUCCCAAUCUGCACCUCUCCUCUGCCUUCAAAUAGAAAGUCACGGAAACGACGGGCUGCUACAUCGUUUGACGCUGCCGAUUGGCUCGAAACCCUCACGUCAGGCCUCCAUCCUCUCACCCCUCCAAAACCUCCCUUUGUUGAGUCCGAUUUUAGUCUAGAUUCAGAUCUGAAUGUGAAUCGAGUCCUGGAUCUUUUGAUAGAGCAGUGGUAAAGAUUUAGAAGUGUGUGCACACACGGUGGCUUGGAAAAGUAUUCACACCCCUUGAAUUUUUCCACAUUUUGGGAAGUUUUGACCACAAACCUAAAUUACAUUUCAUUAGGAUUGUAAUAGAUUAACACAAAGUAGUGCACAGUUAUGAAGUGAAAGCAUUAAUGGUUUUCAAAAUGUUUUAUUUUACACAUGUUGAAACUGAUGUUUUUGUCCAUUCUUUUCAACGUUAUAUUGCAAUAGACAAAAAGAAUAGUGUUCAUGAGCUUUAACCUUUAAUUCUUGCCAUAGAUUUUCAAUUGGAUUUAGAUAUUGAGUUUGACUAGGCCAUUCUAACAUCUGAACAUGCUUUUAUCUGCAAAACAUAAAUCAGACAAAGCACCCAAAAAUUCAGGCAGACAGAGCACUCACCUGUGAUCUGCUCUAUUUAAGUGAUGUCCAGCCUUCAAGUCUCUGCCAGAUUAUCGAAAGCUCCUGCCUGCAGAUGUCCAGUGUAAUGUCUGUACCCUUGUUUGAUCUCCUUGCUACACCACGUUUCUGCAAACCUCAAUUCUCCUGCCUUGUCUUGCCCUCAUCUGACCUCUACCAAGCUUCUGAUCUCUUGACAUCAACCACUUUCUUUUCUGGGCCUCGACCUCCAAGUUUUGCCAAGCCCUUGGCCCCUACACUGUUUUCUGACUCUUCGUGUAUGACCCUUCCCUGUCUCCUGCUUUACCCUCUGGAUUCUGUAUUAGUUACUGACAGAUUCUCCGACAGCUGUGUACCGAAUCAAGCCUGCCCAAGUCACCGGUUGUGACGUCAUCACACUUACCUGCCAUUCCCUGGUUUCUCUCUGGAAAAGCAGGAAUAACUCCACUACAUGCAGGCUGAAGACAAACUGUCUGGAGACGGUCACAUCCUUUUGGAUCCCCAGAACAGACGAAUGCCUGGAGGAGCAUUCCAUUUGGAUCAAAGCCCUCAUACAUCCUCUUGCUCAGCCUGAUGGCUUAGGUGGAUGCCCAUGUCUUGGUAACUUGGUAAGUGUUAAUGCCAUACUUAUUUUGCUGUUUUCCUUGGUCUUCAUGUUGCUAGUUGUUCAGUAAUGUUCUCUAACAAACCUCUAAGGUCGUCACAGAGCAGCCAGUAAUGUAAAUUUUGAAAGCAAGUGGUUGCAUCAGAUUUUAUUUAUGGUGUAAGAAGGGCUUAAUACAAAUUUACGCCACAUCUUUGAGAUUAUCUUGCAAAAAACUUUGAAAACCAUGUAUUGUUUUCCUUCCACAUCACAAUUAUGCACUACAUUAUGUUUGUCUAAAACAUAAAAUCCCUAUAAAAUACAUUAAAGUUUGUGAUUGGGACUUAGCAACAUGAUAUAAACCUCAAGGGGUAUAAAUAUUUCUGCAAGACACUGUAUGUUUUUAAUUCUUUUGUACGUAUAGUAGCCGAUUAUAGUUUUGUUGUUGUAAUGAAUUGCACAAAAUGUGUACGUUCUACGUUCCAUGACUACUCCGCUGCCAGAGUCACUGGUUCCACGCAAUGUCGAGAGCCAACUUUACCGCAGCAGUCUAGUCAGACACCACUCUGACAGGAGAAUGAGAACAAAAACAGAGACAUAGCCAUGCACCCUGCGAACAAAGAGACACUGCAGAGGGAUGUUCAAAAGCACUUUGGCUCAAGAAGCAAAAGAAAACCUGUCGGCAUAUUAAAUUGAACACGGUUCCCGACUGUGCUGGGAGACAGUCAGUUUUUGACUUUACUCCAGAACCUGUUGUCAGAUUGGGUUGAGUGCGGCACCCUGGUGUUGACUCCAUCUUUGAGUCACAGCCAUUCAUAAAGCCCAUUCAGAGUAUGUGAAAGCCAGACAGAGCACACAGCUUGUGCGUGUCUCCAGAUCUUAACCUUGAUGCCAGAUGCACAGUCGGCACGCAGAGGGAAAAACCUGGCAGACUCCACAAACAAGUGUGUCCUUGUGAAUAUACAUGUAUAAAUCUGUGUAAGGUAUGUAUGUUUUAAUUGCUUUUCUAAAUGUUUAACUCUGCACAUACGUCUGCUUAUGAUUGCAUAAAUAUACAAACGCUCCAUGUUUACUUACAAGUAAUGCCAAGUUAAUUUGUAUUUAAUUGUUUACUUAACGUUAAAGGUUCUUUUAGAUGAAGCAGGAUGCAGAAACCCUCUUUGGAUUUCAGUGUCCUCACUUCCUUUAUCGACACUGUUGUUUUUACAGCACCAACACUAAUCAUCAGGAAAAAAAAAAAAAACACAUUACCUUUCUGAAGUCAUGACUCUACAGGAGAGCAACCACAACCAAAGCUAAAGUUUUUAUAAAAAUCAACCAAGAGGUUUUUCAUCACAUAGUAAAAACAGGUGGUCAUUGUGUUCCCUGUUUAACCUCCAAUAGCCUCUGCCUCCUGCUCACCCCGUUGUAAUUUAAGCACAACCUAUUACCAAACAACAAGGCGACACCUGUUCAAUUAGUGUAAAUUAUUCUUCAAAACUGUUGACAUGCAUUUUUAAAAUGACAGUUGUAUAUUACAAGAUGCAAAACACCGAAUACACCCACCGGCCACUUUAUUAGGUGCACAUUUUAGUUGCUUGCUAACACAAAUAGCAACUCAGCCAAUCACAUGGCAGCAGAUUAGUGCUUAUAGGCAUCUCAUUGCCAUGAAGUUGCAAUGAGACAUCAGAAUUUGUAAAAACAGGGAUCUAAAUGACUUUGAACAUGGCAUGGUUAUUGGUACAAGGUUGCCAUUCUGGAGUAUUUUAGAAACUGCUGAUCUACUGGGAUUUUCAUGAACCAUCUUUUGGCUUUGAAGAAAUUGUCCCAAAGACUGUGUGGGCACAAAUACCUUGUUGAUGCAAGAGGAGAAUCGGGAGAUUGGCUCAGUAGCUAUAAUAACCUCUUGUUACAACCAAGGUAUGCAGAAUACCAUCUCUGAAUGCACAGCCCACCGAACACUGAAGCAGGUGGGCUACAGCAGCUGAGAGCCACUCCUGUCAGCUAAGAACAGGAAACUGAAGCUACAAUAAUAGCUCACAAAAUUGUUGCCUGGUCCAACGUGGCUCAAUUUUACAGCUGUGAAAUUCAGAUGUUUGGGUCAGAAUUUGAUGUAAACAACAUGAAAGCAUGGAUCCAUCCUGCCUUGUGUCACCAGUUUAGGCUGUUGGUAGUGGUGUAAUGGUGUGGGGGCUAAAUGGCGUACUUCGGCCCAGGCCAACCCAUACAGAAAGAGCACAGUUUCUUGCUGAUUUACUGUAAUUAAGGAUUGUAUUUUAUAGUCUGCACAGUCUGUCUGCCCUGUGGAGUUUCACUUGUCAUUUUUUUGCAUAUAAACUUUCAGUUACUGAUGUCUAUUUUCAACCCCGCUGAACAAAACUAUAUAAAUGAACCAAAGUUUGACAGAGGUCAGCAAGCAUUAACCUUUCUGUACCUCACUAAUGUAAUUCAGAUAAAGGAUCUCAUCUAUAGAACAUUAUACUGUGAUUUUAAUUGGCUGCGUGUCCCAUUUAUCAUAUUGGAAAGUUCGGACUGAAUCCUUUUAAUCAUUUGGCCACCCUUUCUGGAGGAUCACUUAAUAUUCUGUUGGGCUCCUUCUCCGUAAAGGAAAAUGACAUCUGCUGUGUCAUUUCUGGACCGCACACAUACCUUUUAAAUCCACCUUCCCAUGUAUGUUCAGAUCAUGAUGUUUCUAUGUAGUGUUUCCACCUCAUUGUUUCCCUUUCUGAUGAUAAAUCAAAAUAAGAUUAUCUGUACAUUGGCAAAAACCUUCAGCACAGAGCUACAGCUUUAUGAUGAAGUAGGUCUAGUGCAUCUUUCACUAUGGAGACGACACGGGAAAAAAAUGCAGUUAAAUGUGGAUGGAUGGCUAUGAUAAUCAUAGCAAUCAAUAAAUAUUGCCUGCUGCAAGAAAAAAAAGGAAAAUUGAUAGGCGGGAGAGUAAGAUGCUACCUCCUGUGACUUCCACUGCUUAAGGGCUGAUGCUCCUGUUUUCCUUGUUUUUUAUUUCAUUUCCAAAAAAAAGACUAGAGCAGAGUUUCCUAUAAAACCUCUGUGAAAGUGUAACUGGUUGAAACUUUCUAUUUUAAAAUGAGAGAAAGUUCAACUGGGGGCACUAGGCUGGUUUUAAUGUAACUGUGAUCCGGUUUGCCAGUUGCUGCUAUAAUUGACUUAUUGUGAAAAGACAAAAUAUGUUUGCUUUUAUUUAUGAUGUAAUUUAUUAAUGGAAAAAGACAAAUUUUGUUCCAAAUGUAUUUAAAAGAAACAAAAAAUUAAAGUCUUAACAGGU